Babesia microti strain RI is the source of this 1284-nucleotide messenger RNA. RefSeq lists its product as hypothetical. The coding region runs from base 1 to 1284 and encodes 427 amino acids. Gene Ontology annotation, cellular component: histone deacetylase complex; transcription regulator complex. Gene Ontology annotation, biological process: negative regulation of DNA-templated transcription; regulation of transcription by RNA polymerase II. NCBI's taxonomy places the organism in Eukaryota, Apicomplexa, Aconoidasida, Piroplasmida, Babesiidae. The transcript has a single exon. The record is from RefSeq and is a predicted model, not a curated record. Gene Ontology annotation, molecular function: transcription corepressor activity.
AUGUUCAAUCCGUGGAAGCGCAAAGUGAAACGGGAGAACAAGGCAGCUCAGAUAUUAGCUUCUGUGGAAUCAAAUCCACAAGGAGACAAUCUCCUCAAACAUAUAAUCAAGGAACACCUGCCUGCCAACAAUAAUAUUACCAAGAGGGAUGAUUUGGAUAUCAAAGAUUUUUCUACGAGUUCUAUUGUUAAAAUUGAAAACACUCUGUUCGAUGAUGCGGAUGAGAGUUUUGACAGCGAAUGUAUUGCUAACGGGAGUGAACUGAACGAGUCGGUUGAUUCCAUUACGUCACUAAUUAGUAAAGCUGAUUCUGUAAGCAGCAAAAACCAGAAUUAUCCAAAGCAAUUGAAUGAUAACCAUGUGGAUAAGCGAAGUACAGAUGAUGUUCAGACUUCAGACAAUGAUUUAGGUAAAAUGAAUGAGACUACUUCUGGCCAUGAUGGUGGCAAGGGGUUGGGUCAAAAUUCAGGCAGUCAAGCCACGAAAAAAGGUACCAUAAAAAGUGUAGUGAGAGAUAAUAAAUCUCACAGAAUUCAAAAAUGGACCAGAAGUUCUGAGGAUUCUUUCGAACAGGAACUGGCUCUCGCCAUCAAACAUAGUUUAAAAGAUUCACAGUCCAGUGAUCAAUUUGAAGAAAUCAUUAAGCAAGCUACUCCUGCUGCCGCAGAGAUGGAUUGUGAUGAAAAUAUGGAAUGCGGCGGCAAAUUACAGCUAACCUAUCGCACACAAUGUAUUGACAAUUAUUGCCACAUUUGUGAGGAAAUGUAUCUGGGACAUUCAUUAUUGGAACUGCCACAAAUUACAUAUAAGAAAUUGGCAAGUUUUGAUUGCGUAGACAGGAAGCAAGUUGUUAUGUCGUGGAAUCGUAUUUGGACCGGAUAUAAAUUAUUGUGCAGCCAAUAUCGCAAAAAUCAAGUCAUUGACCUUUGGGGACCAAAGGAAGUGGUUCUUUUUGAGCUAGCAAUUUUUCGGCUGGGAAAGGAAUUCUACAAGUUACACCAACUAAUACCUACCAAAUCUGUUGGUGAGAUUGUCGACUUUUACUACAUCUGGAAGAAGACCCGAAGGUAUCACCUUUGGAAACAAGUACGACACUUAACAUUCGAGGCACUAGAAACGGAAGAUAUUUGUAAAGAUUUAUUCCAAAAAACUUGUUCCAGCACUAGCUUGACAAGCAUUGAAUCUAGUGAUAAGGGAAACAUGCCCAACAGUAUGGGUUCUUGUAUAGCCAGUGCAGUCUGUAAGAGACCUAGGGUGGAUGUUAAGUAUAAGCCCAAAAAAUAA